Molecule: messenger RNA, 544 nt
Organism: Camellia sinensis
Lineage: Eukaryota; Viridiplantae; Streptophyta; Magnoliopsida; Ericales; Theaceae
Source: RefSeq, a predicted model, not a curated record
AUGCGGGAUGGGAACUCGAAUCCUUUUGAAAAACAGGUGUACGCUAUCCUUACCUUUCAACCAACCCCUACGAUUCCGCUUCUGAAGCAGUAUAUAAUCUCGGUCCCUUACCUUGAUGCCUACAGCUCAAAUUGUUUUCCAGUGAUGGCAAGAAUCCGCAAAAUACUGCUUUUUCUUUUUCUUCUUCUUGUGUUGUUUCUGAAUGGCAUCAUAGCUACACGAGGGAAAGCGAUGCUGCCCACUCUGCCGCAAAAGGGGGCCGCUUUCUUCCCCCCCAAAAUGCCCGUUCCACCAUCAGGGCCCAGCAAGCAGCAUAAUUAUGUUCCGAGGCUGCGUUUCAUUCCAGCAACAGUAGUCUAUGGUUCGCCUUGUUCCAUCCGGCGCGAAUCCCCUCCAUCACUAGUAUGGUGGAGGUGUUAUUUGUAUUGCAAUAAUUAAAAAAUGUACGAACACAAAUAAUGAGCAGACCAGCCCACUUUUAUAUGUGGGUUAUUUUCAUAAUGUAUUUUUGUUUUGAAUAAAGAAGCGCGCUCCUGUUAGUGUA